Molecule: messenger RNA, 1548 nt
Organism: Ilex paraguariensis (yerba mate)
Lineage: Eukaryota; Viridiplantae; Streptophyta; Magnoliopsida; Aquifoliales; Aquifoliaceae
Source: the annotation of a GenBank genome assembly
AGGAAACACAGGAUCUGGGAAUGAUUCUGACAAGACUACACGAAUUAUCGAGCUUGCUAGUGUUACAAUUGGCAUUGCUAUGUUGCUAUCUGGACUAAGCAUAUGUUUCAUAUGGAAGAGGAGGACGUUGCAAAGUGCACUUAAAAAUACAGUACAGCGUAGAGGUCUACAUGAAAGAAGUCAAGACCUUCUGUUAAAUGAGGCAGUAAUCCCAAGUAACAGAGAGUAUUCGGGUGAAAGUACAAAGGAUGAGCUUGAGCUACCAUUGUUUGAUUUUAGUACCAUAGUGAUGGCUACAGACAACUUCUCUGAUGCGAAUAAACUAGGUCAAGGUGGUUUCGGUUGUGUUUACAAGGGUGUGUUGGUAGAAGGUCAAGAUAUAGCAGUGAAGAGGCUUUCGAAGAACUCAGGGCAAGGGAUCGAGGAAUUUAAGAACGAGGUCAGGUUGAUUGCGAGGCUUCAACACAGAAAUCUUGUUCGACUCCUUGGCUGCUGCGUUGAGAUGGAAGAAAAGAUGCUAAUAUAUGAGUACAUGGUGCACAAAAGCCUGGAUUCCAGUUUAUUCAAUAAAGAAAAAAGCUCACUGCUCAAUUGGCAAAGGCGGUUCAACAUCAUCUGUGGGAUUGCUCGAGGGCUUCUGUACCUUCACCAAGAUUCGAGGUUUAGAAUUAUCCACAGGGAUCUCAAAGCAAGCAACAUUCUACUUGACAAGGAAAUGAACCCGAAAAUAUCAGACUUUGGCAUGGCAAGAAUUUUCGGAGGAGAUCAGACUGAAGCAAGUACAAAAAGAGUGGUGGGAACAUAGUAAGCACCAUAAGGAGUGUCCUGCACUCAUUCUAGGGCACAUCUUCUGUAGCAUCCUUCACUUAAUCCAUUUUAUUUUUGGUAUAUGGUUUGAAUUUUGUUCGUGCUGUGCAGUGGUUAUAUGUCUCCUGAAUAUGCAAUGGAUGGCCUCUUCUCAAUGAAAUCCGAUGUUUUUAGCUUUGGUGUCUUGGUGCUGGAGAUCGUAACUGGUAUGAAGAAUAGAGGAUUCUAUAAUGCAAACAACCAACUUAAUCUUCUUGGACAUGCAUGGAAGCUAUGGAGAGAAGGAAGAGGGCUAGAACUAAUGGAUUCAUCAGCCGGUGAUUUAAAUUCCCCAAAUGAAGUAAUGAGAUGCAUACACGUCGGUCUCUUGUGCGUCCAAGAGCAAGCAGAAGAUAGACCAACCAUGUCGACUGUGGUGUUGAUGUUAAGCAGUGAAACUUCACCACUGCCCCGGCCUAAAAACCCGGGUUUUUGCCUGGGACGAAAGCUUGUUGAAACGGAUUCGUCUUCAAGUAAACAAGAUGAAACAUGUACCGUGAACCAAGUGACUGUUACUAUGCUAGAUCCUAGGUAGUUGAAGGCAUGACCCUUACCUAGCAUAAUUGUAGAGCAAUUUGCAGUUCUCUGUUCAUAUGAUGCAUUUGAUCAAUUUUUGUGAAAGUUAAGGAAAUUGAUAGGUCUUCUUUUGUUUAAGACAUACAUGUAUGAGUUUAUAAAGUUCAGUGAGCACAUUUGUUUCCA